Caenorhabditis elegans is the source of this 742-nucleotide messenger RNA. RefSeq names its product C-type lectin domain-containing protein (gene clec-95). Gene Ontology annotation, molecular function: carbohydrate binding. The coding region runs from base 11 to 700 and encodes 229 amino acids. The record is from RefSeq and is marked reviewed. The transcript has 4 exons. Lineage: Eukaryota; Metazoa; Nematoda; Chromadorea; Rhabditida; Rhabditidae.
GUUCUGCAAAAUGACCAAGUUUAUUCUUUUAGCCCUAGUUGGGCUUGCAGCUGCAAUUGACUUUGACUCUUCAUCCAGUGAAUCUUGUGAAGAUGGCAACGGUCAUGGUCAUGGUCACGGUAAUGGAAAUGGUAAUGGCAAUGGCAAUGGUAAUGGCAACGGAGGGCGGGCAAACGGUGGCUGUGAAACUGGCUGGCGUCAUUUCAGACGUCCAUCUGGUAGUUGGUGUGUCAGAGUUUUUGGCGGAAGACUAAACCAAGGAGCUGCACAAUCUCAAUGCCAAUCCUUCGGAGCUACCCUUUCAGGACUUCGGAAUCUCGAGGAAGCGCGCACUAUUUCCAAUCUGGCCCUCAGUGUGAUUGGCCGUUCAAGCGGAGGAAUAUGGCUCGGAGCACGUAGAACCACUGCCUGUGCCAAGCAACACAAAACUACAUCAUGCUCCACAACUAGCUCCUUCCGAUGGACAGAUAGCUCGGCAUCCGGGACUGCUGGAUUUGUAUGGAAUAAUGUUCAACCAGACAACUCGGAUUUGAACUCCCAAUGUGCCGUAUUACAUGCCGGAAGCUCUGCAGCUACAGUUAGUAAUGCUGUUUGGCAGCCAGCCAUGAUGGAUGACGUCACUUGUUCCUUUGAUCCAGCAGGAAGAGAUCCAAGAUCUAUUUAUGGAUACGUUUGUGGAAAGAAGCCAAGUAGAAGAUGAUAUUUUGUUGAUUCAAAGAAUAAAAGUAAUAACUGUUUAAAU